Messenger RNA from Gastrolobium bilobum, 1076 nucleotides. Its product is annotated as phytochrome-associated serine/threonine-protein phosphatase. Gene Ontology annotation, cellular component: cytoplasm. Gene Ontology annotation, molecular function: protein serine/threonine phosphatase activity. The record is from RefSeq and is a predicted model, not a curated record. Gene Ontology annotation, biological process: peptidyl-serine dephosphorylation. NCBI's taxonomy places the organism in Eukaryota, Viridiplantae, Streptophyta, Magnoliopsida, Fabales, Fabaceae. Bases 34 to 945 code for a protein of 303 amino acids. The transcript has 11 exons.
AUGGGCAGUAACACAUGACUGAGUAAGAGAGAUAUGGAUUUGGACCAGUGGAUCUCCAAGGUGAAGGAUGGCCAACACCUUCUUGAAGACGAGCUUCAACUUCUUUGCGAAUAUGUUAAAGAGAUCCUUAUUGAGGAGUCCAAUGUGCAGCCUGUGAAUAGUCCAGUAACUGUUUGUGGUGAUAUUCAUGGUCAAUUUCAUGAUCUAAUGAAACUUUUCUCUACCGGUGGUCAUGUGCCGGAGACAAAUUACAUUUUUAUGGGAGACUUUGUUGAUCGGGGUUACAAUAGUCUUGAAGUAUUCACCAUCCUUUUGCUUCUAAAAGCCAGAUACCCAGCUAAUAUUACCCUUCUACGUGGAAAUCAUGAAAGUAGACAACUAACACAGGUCUAUGGAUUUUACGAUGAAUGCCAGAGAAAGUAUGGAAACGCAAAUGCUUGGCGAUAUUGUACAGAUGUUUUUGACUAUCUUACACUUUCUGCAAUUAUAGAUGGAACUGUGCUUUGCGUUCAUGGUGGCCUUUCUCCGGACAUUCGAACAAUUGAUCAGAUAAGGGUCAUUGAGCGGAACUGUGAAAUUCCUCACGAGGGGCCAUUUUGUGAUCUAAUGUGGAGUGAUCCUGAAGAUAUUGAAACAUGGGCAGUCAGUCCUCGUGGAGCAGGCUGGCUUUUUGGAUCCCGGGUCACUUCCGAGUUCAAUCACAUAAACAAUCUUGAUCUUGUUUGCCGAGCACACCAACUUGUUCAAGAAGGCCUUAAGUAUAUGUUCCAAGAUAAAGGCCUGGUAACUGUAUGGUCUGCACCUAAUUACUGUUACCGUUGUGGAAAUGUAGCUUCUAUUCUUAGUUUCAAUGAAAAUAUGGAGAGAGAAGUUAAAUUUUUCACUGAAACAGAGGAAAACAACCAGAUGAGAGGGCCAAGGACAGGCGUUCCAUAUUUCUUAUAACUUGGCGAAGUUUUGGUUGAAUUUAUUGUAAAAUUAUAUAGUAAAUGGCUGACUAUUAUGAUUGGACGUUGGUAGUCAUGUAUUGUGGAGAUUCAAAUGCAUUGUUUUUUCAAUGAUGGAUCUUAUUUUUG